Erythranthe guttata (spotted monkey flower) is the source of this 730-nucleotide messenger RNA. Its product is annotated as DUF842-domain containing protein. NCBI's taxonomy places the organism in Eukaryota, Viridiplantae, Streptophyta, Magnoliopsida, Lamiales, Phrymaceae. Gene Ontology annotation, cellular component: cytoplasm. The record is from RefSeq and is a predicted model, not a curated record.
GUGAUGAAUUGACAGUAGUGAGUGAGAGAAGGCCUUAAACCCAAAUUCAGCAAAGCAGCGAAAAAUAGGAAUACAGGAAUGGAUCAUAUAGCAGCAGCAGAAGAGAGAUUGGUCAACGAGAGAUUGAGGCAGAAGCUGAAUGAGGUCAACGCCGCCGCACAGUCGCAUCUCGCCGGUGUACAAGACCACAUCAAUUUCACCCUCCAGCAAGCGUACUUCAAGUGUGCGUACGAGUGUUUUGACAGGAGGAGGAAACAAGACGAGAUUGGCAACUGUGUCGAGCAUUGCAGCACGCCUGUUCUCCAUGCCCAGAAUCUUGUCGAAAAUGAAAUGGCUAAAUUUCAAGAAAAAUUGCAGAGAUCUCUAGUGGUGUGCCAAGACAAGUACGAGGCGACCAAGCUUCAGGCAAACAGUGCGAACCCCAUGAGAGAUUUGGAGUCGUGUGUUGAACUGUCUAUUCAAGACAGCAUCAAUAUAAUGCCACAUCUUGCUGGAAAAUUGAAGGCGCAUAUGUCGAUUAGAGAUUAGAGACCAUGCCAUUUGUUCAAUGCUUGAAACUAGACCUUUUUGUCGUGUUAUUACAUCUUCUUUGUAUUUUCCGUAGAUUGAGGCAUAAAUUAAUCUACUGACUGUAGAAGUCCUUUUUUUGCAAAUUAUGAACUACUCAGAGUUAUGAACACUGUACCAGGGUACUUAAUUUGUCAUAAAUAAUACCAAAAACAUAUGAAAA